Molecule: messenger RNA, 1809 nt
Organism: Eutrema salsugineum
Lineage: Eukaryota; Viridiplantae; Streptophyta; Magnoliopsida; Brassicales; Brassicaceae
Product: probable pectinesterase/pectinesterase inhibitor 47
Exons: 4
Coding region: 1-1809 (602 amino acids)
Biological process (GO): cell wall modification
Molecular function (GO): pectinesterase activity; pectinesterase inhibitor activity
Source: RefSeq, a predicted model, not a curated record
AUGCAAACACAACACUUCUCUUCAUGUCUCUUGUUCUUGACUCUUCUGUGUUUGUCAUGGGCUUUGCUAAUCUCACCGACGCAGCCUCCAUCCCAGCCUCCGUCGCAACCUCCAUCACAGCCUCCAUCUCAACCUCCGUCGCAGCCUCCAUCUCAGCCUCCGUCGCAGCCUCCAUCUCAGCCUCCAUCGCAGCAAGCAAACAUAGCUUGUAAAUCCACUUCUUACCCAAAGCUCUGCCGCACGAUCCUCUCCGCUUUGAAAUACUCACCGUCCGACGGAAAGUUCACACUCAAGCAAUGUCUCAAACAAGCACGUCGCCUCUCCAAAGUGCUCAAUCGCUUUUCUCGGCGCGUGGAGAAAGAUCCCGGCGCGUCUACGGCGGAAGAGGUAAGUGCGGUGGCUGAUUGCGGCGACCUGGCGAAGCUUAACGUUGAAUACCUCGAAACGGUUUGGGAGGAACUGAAAACGGCGGAGCUGCUGACGGAGGCGCUCGUUGAUCGUGUGACGAGUCUUCUCGGCGGCGUUGUAACGAACCAGCAGACGUGCCUCGACGGUCUUGAAGACGCGAAGAGCGCGUUUGCGACAGCGAUUGGAUCGCCGUUGGGGAAUCUCACGCGCCUAUACAGUGUAUCGUUGGGACUUGUGGGUCACGCGCUUAACCGUAAUCUGAAGAGGUAUAAAGGACAACAAGGGAAAAUCUUUGGUGGUGGUAAAAAAGCAGUUCGCGAACCGCUCGAGACUUUGAUUAAGGUUCUACGCAAAACAUGCGACAAGAGCAAGGAUUGUCGUAAAGCUGACAGGAAUUUAGGUGAGCUAGGGGAAACGAGCGGUGGCUCAAUUCUUGUCAGGGAAGCAGUGAUCGUUGGUCCUUAUGAAAACGACAACUUCACCACCAUAACUGAGGCCGUAGCUGCCGCACCAAACCACACAUUACCGGAGGAAGGCUAUUUCGUCAUCUAUGCAAGGGAAGGUCUUUACGAGGAAUAUAUUGUCAUUUCGAAUAAGAAAAGAAACAUAAUGCUUAUUGGAGAUGGGAUCAAUAAAACCAUCAUUACAGGAAACCACAGUUUUAUCGAUGGUUGGACUACUUAUAAUUCUUCAACCUUUGCGGUGGUCGGAGACCGAUUUGUUGCGGUUGAUGUGACAUUCCGAAACACAGCUGGACCAGAGAAGCACCAAGCCGUGGCUGUGAGAAACAAUGCUGAUGGAUCGACAUUUUAUCGGUGUAGUUUCGAAGGCUAUCAAGAUACUCUCUACGUCCAUUCUUUGAGACAAUUUUAUCGUGAAUGCGAUAUAUACGGUACCAUAGAUUUUAUAUUUGGAAAUGCAGCUGCGAUCUUUCAAAACUGCAAUAUAUAUGCCCGAAAACCGAUGCCAAAACAAAAGAAUGCAGUGACAGCCCAUGGAAGAACCGACCCAAACCAAAAAACCGGAAUCUCCAUCAUUAAUUGUACAAUUGGAGCCGCACCGGACCUCGCAGCUGAUCCCAACCCGGCCAUGACAUUUCUUGGGCGGCCAUGGAAGCCUUACUCAAGGACGGUAUACAUACAAUCCUACAUCAGCGAUGCAAUCCAACCGGUAGGGUGGCUAGAAUGGAAUGGUACAACCGGUUUAGACACAAUCUCCUAUGGUGAAUAUGACAACUUUGGACCAGGUGCUAACACGAGCAAGAGGGUCCAGUGGUCAGGAUAUAGCCUAUUGAACUUGGCACAAGCCAUGAACUUCACCGUGUAUAAUUUCACUUUGGGAGACACUUGGUUGCCCCAGACCGAUAUUCCCUUCUACGGCGGUUUGCUUCACACCGAAUGA